CAAAGGAUAUGGAUGCCCAUGGAAACCAUCUAGGAGGUCAUAACAUCAAUGACUUUGAGUUACAAGACCUCAUAGAUGAUGCAAACUUUGAUCAAUUCAUUGAUCUUAUCCGCGGCCAGAACGAAGAUCCAGUAGCGAGUUUUGAUUGUGACCUUAUGAUCAAUGGCUGCUUUGAUGAUUAUAACCUGUUUUGUCCUGCAAGUACUACUCCAGGUGUGGUUUUUGGUUUCAAUGAUGCCGUUGCAUCCGACCCAAGUGCUUCUUUUCUUGGCACAUUAUCCGACCCAAGUGCUCCUUUGCUUACCACAUUACCAAAUUUUGAUGGAGAAAUGAAGGGUGGGGAAGAAGAUCAUAAUGGCGAGGAUUCGUCUGGAACAACGACCACGACCACGACCACGAACAAGAGGCAAAAGGUUGAUCGGUCGAGAACCUUGGUCUCGGAGAGAAGGAGGAGGGGGAGGAUGAAAGAAAGGCUCUAUGCACUGCGGUCCUUGGUUCCGAACAUAACUAAGAUGGAUAAGGCCUCCAUUGUUGGAGAUGCUGUGCUGUAUGUACAAGACCUACAAAAGCAGGCAAAGAAGUUGAAAGCUGAGAUUGUAAGCCUUGAAGCAUCCUUAGCAGGAGCAGAUGAUCAUGAGGGAUAUCAAGACGGAUCAACCGAAAAUCCAAGCAAGAAUAAAGUUACAAACAACAGCAAUUUAGUUUCCAAAGGCAUCAUUCAAAUUGAUGUGUCUCAAGUGGAGGAAAAAGGUUUUUAUGUGAAGGUGGCAUGUAACAAGGGAGGAGGAGUAGCCGCGGCACUCUACAAGGCUCUCGAAUCCUUUACAAGCUUCAAUGUUCAGAGUUCUAACUUGAACACAGUUUCGACUGAUAGAUUUGAGUUAACACUUGCUUUAAAUGUAAAGGAAUGUGAGCACGACAUCAUCAACUUGCCAAACUUGAAACUUUGGGUGACUGGGGCUUUUCUGAACCAAGGUUUUGAAUUGGCUUCUGGGUUCUCAGCUCAAUGAGCUCUUUCUCAUGCUGCAUGCAUACAACAAGAACAAUUAUGCUUGUAGUUAAUUCAUUUCAAGUAUCUUCGACCCCCAUCCAAAUAUGAGUAAUAUUAUGCCUUU
Messenger RNA from Prunus avium (sweet cherry), 1115 nucleotides. It is a transcript of the gene FRU, whose product is annotated as FER-like regulator of iron uptake. The record is from RefSeq and is a predicted model, not a curated record. Gene Ontology annotation, biological process: regulation of DNA-templated transcription. Gene Ontology annotation, molecular function: sequence-specific DNA binding; DNA-binding transcription factor activity; protein dimerization activity. Gene Ontology annotation, cellular component: nucleus. NCBI's taxonomy places the organism in Eukaryota, Viridiplantae, Streptophyta, Magnoliopsida, Rosales, Rosaceae.